AGUGGCAUGCAGUAUUCAAUGACUGUUCUGUCAAGCACAUCAUCCACUUGGCGAAUUCUGCUCCCUUUUUGAGAUAAUGGUGCUUCAUUCAUACCUUUCUUCUUCACUUGAUCUGACAACUUGGUGUAAGCAACGCCAGUAAUGGAUUGAGAAACUUUAUGGCAGUAAGAUAAUAACCAUGAAAUUCUGCAUAAUUUGGGUACCUAGUUUCUGUAUCAACAACUUUAAUAUUAUUCUCAUACUGGCAUGAAUGUGGGACAGCACAUUACGUGAAGAUGGAUAUGACAUUGCAAAAUAUAUCAUUUUUCAGUGUGAUUUAUAUCUCAUGGUGUCUAAUAUCGCUGAUUUACAGGAGGGAACCAAGAUUGGAAAACCCAAUCUGGGCAUCUCAGCCUUCCUCAAUCCUUUAUUCCUGUGCUUUUGCUGUUUGAUUAUUGGCUCCCCGUUUUCAGUUGGUUUUCCAGGUUCUUCAUCUCCAGCGAAUUACUUUCUUAGGCCGAGGCAUUGCAAGUUGAAGUCUCACGGAGUUCCUGGCUGGCAAGAAAAAAUAAUGUGAAAUUUGCUUAAAGACUGAGUGCAAUUUUUUUUUUUUUUUGAGUUGUCUAAAAUUUACCUAUAAUUAUAUAUAAAAGACAUGGAAUUAAUAAUACAUAAAUUGCACACCUUCAAAAAGACUAGACUCUUAAAUAUUUUAAUAAAUUUUUUUUCAGCUAACAAUAGAAGGUUUUUCAACAAUUUUUUCUGAAAA
Molecule: messenger RNA, 748 nt
Organism: Neltuma alba
Lineage: Eukaryota; Viridiplantae; Streptophyta; Magnoliopsida; Fabales; Fabaceae
Exons: 3
Coding region: 251-556 (101 amino acids)
Source: RefSeq, a predicted model, not a curated record